Adineta ricciae is the source of this 1242-nucleotide messenger RNA. Lineage: Eukaryota; Metazoa; Rotifera; Eurotatoria; Adinetida; Adinetidae. The record is from the annotation of a GenBank genome assembly.
AUGAAUAAUCCAAAGAUUACGCCUCGAGAAAAAGAUGAUGUGGUCAUUGAAGAGGAAGGUGGUGUGUUCGAACGGAAAAUUGAACAUGCUCGUUCAUCAGCACAAGGCAAACGACAACGAGAUGAUUAUUCUGAUGACUCACAGAACAAGUAUAGGCAACAUUCGGACGGUAGUCGUUUUGCUACGACAACUACACAACAAGAUGCAUUACCUGUUCCAUUUUGGAAACGUAUCAAUCGUGGACAAAUUGCAUUUGAAACUCGUGAGGUCGGUUGUUUUUCGUUACUCAAUCGAACAGAUGAUAAAGAGUGUUUCGAUGACAAACGAUAUCUUCGUGUGUACAAAUAUCCACUUCAAACAUUGAACGUCAAUUUCGAUUUAAAAAUUGGCGAAGCUGAUUUUGUUUCUGAAGGUCAAAGUAAAAAUAUCAAUGCCAUGCUUUGGUGGCUGUUGCAACGUAAACAAGAUAUUUACAAAAACAAUCGAUUUACCUUCGAUUUUUUGUCAUGGCGCGGUGUUCUUCGUCUAAUCAUGUUCUCAAUAUUUGAAAAACAGUCCGACUGGUUAUUAGCAGUUGUGAAAUUUAAAAAUGCGUAUUUUCUGUGCGAGUACGUCACGGAAAAACAAUUGAAAGAGGAAGAAAAUAUGUCACCUGAACAUCGGUCAUUCUGCUACUACGGGCAUAAAUUUGAAGAGUAUGUCACUAAGAAUAAUCUUUCUACGGAAACGCUCAACCCUUCGAAGCAAUUCUCGGGAGUGUUUCAAUCAACUAUCGGCUCCUAUCGGUUGUUAUACGGUGCUGAAAUGGAUUGUGUGAUCGAACAAUCAUCAUCCAUAACUGAACACAUCGAACUUAAAGUCUGUGCUGGAAAAACACUCGAUGAUUUACCAUUUCGCCAUAAUCGUAAAUUCGCUAAAUGGUGGAUUCAAUGUUUUCUUGUUGGUAUCAAAAGGAUGAUCAUUGGUUUACGCGAUAAUAAUGGUAUUGUGAAUACUGUUUGUCCGUUGGAUAUUUCUUCGAUCGAACGAGCAGCAGAAACGUGGAAUCGUUCAUCGUUUUUCAAUUUCUUUCUUAUUUUCGCGGAUUUUCUCUCGAAACACGUCAUCACCGAUUAUACAAACGAUUAUAAAGACGUUGUCUUAUUUCGUUUUCUUCCAUCGUUACAAAAAAUAACUGUCGAAAAAUCCUCGGAUCCAAAGUAUCAUUUUAUUCCUGAUUGGUUUUCCAAAGAAUUUCUCUAG